AUGGAUUGCGGGUAUCACAAUUACAUGGACGAGAUGCUCCAGAUACUUAACGAAAUCGAAUGCAGACAACCAGAACCGGAAAUAUGCAACAUCAGAUGCCCACCGUUCGGCUGUCCACGAGGGCCUUGUCCAGGAAUAUGUUGCUAUCAAGGCUUGUGCGAUGCUUGCUCCACGUCGAAAAUGCCCUGUGAUCCACCACCCCAACAGCCACCCAAGUGUCGAGCACCGCCCGUAUGCUGCCUAAGAAAUUACGCCAAGUCGGUCGGCUAUCCUCCAGAAUCUCCCCUCUCCCCGGUCAGCGCCCGAUUGCGUUCCAAGUAUUGCAUGGAAAUAUUGGCAAAUAUCUGUCGUCCCCCAUAUUGUACCACUGUGCCAAUUUGUCCGUCACCCUGUUCCACACCCCUGCCCUCCAACUGCCCUCACCCUUGCUACUGA
Molecule: messenger RNA, 435 nt
Organism: Apis laboriosa (Himalayan honeybee)
Lineage: Eukaryota; Metazoa; Arthropoda; Insecta; Hymenoptera; Apidae
Product: keratin-associated protein 10-3-like
Exons: 2
Coding region: 1-435 (144 amino acids)
Source: RefSeq, a predicted model, not a curated record